Molecule: messenger RNA, 1251 nt
Organism: Fonsecaea erecta
Lineage: Eukaryota; Fungi; Ascomycota; Eurotiomycetes; Chaetothyriales; Herpotrichiellaceae
Exons: 6
Coding region: 1-1251 (416 amino acids)
Biological process (GO): protein phosphorylation; chromosome segregation
Cellular component (GO): cytoplasm; centrosome; nucleus
Molecular function (GO): ATP binding; protein kinase activity
Source: RefSeq, a predicted model, not a curated record
AUGAAGGUUCGAAACAUUCCAGGCGCCAACGUUCGCGUUCCGACGACGCACACCUCGCCUUACGAGAGAGCAAAAUGGACCGAAAAUCAAGAUCGAACAUUCAAGCGGGUGAAGCGAUGGAGGCACGAGCACGAGUUUUAUGAUGGAAAGGUUGAAGCAUUUGGCCUGUCGAGGUCAUUUCUGGAGCUCGACCGGGAAGAGGACUACGAUUGGGAGUGUACGGACAUUUUGGGUCAAGGGAGUUUUGGAUUGGUCGGACGAUGGACCAAGUUUGACAGAAAUGGCCGGGUCGUUGAUGAGAUUGCGAUCAAGCAAUUUGAGCUCGACCAGCGCGAGCGUGACGAGGACGGCAGACCGACCGUCCCCACGGAAGCUGUGCUGGUGCAAGCACUUAUGGCCCAAGGCUGUCGCAAUGUCGCCGAGAUGCGCGAGAUGAGAUUCUUCCUGAGCGAGCGGCCCAAAUGGAGACUGUACCUCGAGUAUUAUCGAUAUGGGACUCUGCAUGAGCUGAUUGACAAGUACCGCCGGCGAAACAAGCGGAGCGAUCGGCAUGAGCGGAUCCCCGAAGCCUUCGUGUGGCAAGCAUUCCACGACCUCGCCAUGGCGUGCUAUCACAUGAAGGUGCUUCGGCUCGAUAGAAUCGGCAUCCGCACGCCCCGGGGUGACUGGUACGCCCUGCACCUGGACCUGAAGGGAGACAACGUUCUACUUGGAGAUGCGCCAGGAAGUGACAAGCUCAUGCCAUACCCGACGCUGAAAGUGGGCGACUGGGGGUGUGCUGAGUACACAACCAUCGACGACAAGAGGAACAGCGGCAAAUGGAAAGGCUAUGGGACGCUUGUUUGGAUGCCUCCGGAACAACGAGACUUUGGCCGUUACGGUAACCGAUGGGACAAACCGGUCUUGGGAGGUCGAGAUCACCCCUACACCAUGAAGCACGUCGUGUGGCAAGUGGCUGCCAACAUCUACGGGCUGACGACGUUGGACUUGUGGAACGACAACCUGGACAAGCUGGUCAAAGAUGCCGAGGGCUUGGAGAACAUGUUGCGGAAACACGACUAUUCCCCGCUGUUUGGCUACCGCAGUCGAUAUUACUCGUCCGAGUUGACGAGCUUGAUCGAGGACUGUCUCCGGCUGGAUCCAGCGAGGAGACCGAGUCCGUAUGAACUGGUGCAGCGGACGCAGGAGGGGUUGGCGCGGUAUACGGACCGGUAUCGUAGGACGGGAGAGCACCCGAAGUUGAAGCUGUAG